UAAAGAACUCAAGCGAACUAUUCUGCUGAUAACAUAUCGGACUUGGGCAGAGUUCGUAAAGCGCAUAUGCGUGCAUGUAUCUAUAGUAUGCGUCACGCAUACUGUAAGGAAAUGCGCGAGGAAUUCUAUGUGCUUUACGGAAUUCGGCCUAUCCUAUGUGUCAUAAGAGAUCGUCGACUGCUCGAAGUACAAGAUUGUCUGUCCGAAAAUAAUUUUUUAAUACACAACAGUUUAAAAAUUGUGACAAUUUUGAUAUAUGAUUUAAUUUAGAAAUGACUCAUGCAAAAAAUGGGCACAAUGCCCCUAAAAAACCAAAGUAUAAUACAGUGGUUAAAGAUUACUCGAACAAUAUUGUGACAGAAAUUGAUAAUUGUAAGAUUAUGAUGCCGAACAAAGAAUCUUACAACUUAACGAGAAAAAAUCAUGAAACAGAAGCAUUAAACUCUCUUGAAAAUAAUAACAAUGAGAAUGAUAAUAAUGCAAAUAGUAUAAGAAUGAAGCAAAUAAUGAUAAUAUUAUCCUUUGCGUGUGUCAUGAUUUUAUUUUUAUGUCAUCUCAGUUUUCCAAUUUUGUCUAUGAUUACAAAUUCAAUGCUCACCACCAUGAAUGAUUAUAGUGUAAAAAUACAGUUUACAAUUUUUAUACCUAACAAUACUGACAAAAAGACAGAGUACCAGGAUAUAUUAGUGGAUACUUUUGAUACUCACAUUGAACAACAAAAGUAUGAUUAUAAAGUAGUACCUUUAAGGAAAGAAAAUUUAUUUGAACAAAACACGUUUAAUAAUACUCAACAAUGCACCAAUAUUCCUGAAAUAUUACGCUUUGAUUGUCAUCCAGAGGAUGGAGCAUCGCAACUUUCCUGUACAAAUAGAGGAUGUUGUUGGAAUUCUAUUGACAGAAAUAAAAUUACAGGACAUGUGCCACUUGCUAUUCCUUAUUGUUAUUAUCCUCAGGAUUGGAAUCUGUAUAAAUAUAUUAAUCAGAGUAAAGAUGGUAGUGACUUCUUAGGUUUUCUCAAGCAAGAGAAAAAAUCUCCUUAUAAGAAUGAUGUCCCUCUUGUAAAGAUAGAGGCUACAAGUAUAGACAGUUCAAUCCUGCGUGUAAAAAUGUAUGAUCCCUUGAAAAACCGAUAUGAACCACCAUGGCCAAUUAGAUCAAACCCAAAACCAUUUUUAUCUAAAAUUACCAACACAACAUAUCAAUUUAACAGUGAUAAUGUAAAACCUGGGUUUAAGGUCGACAGAGUUAGUGAUGGAACAACAUUAUUUAAUUCCAUUGGGAUUGGAGGUUUCAUAUUUGCUGAUCAAUUUCUGCAAAUAACUACAUUAUUACCAACAAAUAAUAUUUAUGGUAUUGGUGAACACAGAUCAAGUUUAAAAUUAAAUACUAAUUGGCAAUCAUUUACUUUAUUCAACAAAGAUCAACCACCAACAGAAAAUGCAAAUUUAUAUGGAUCUCAUCCAUUUUAUAUUGUUGUGGAAAAUUCUGGAAUGGCUCAUGGAGUUUUAUUUUUAAACAGUAACGCUAUGGAUGUGAUAUUGCAGCCUACGCCGGCUAUAACAUUUAGGACAAUUGGUGGUAUUUUCGAUAUAUAUUUUUUCUUGGGACCAACUCCAGCUGAUGUUGUAAAACAAUAUUCUGAGAUUGUGGGUAAACCAUUCAUGCCACCUUAUUGGUCUCUUGGCUUCCACUUAUGCAGAUUUGGAUAUAGAACCUUAGAAGAAACUAAAGCAGUUUGGAACAGAACAAGAGCAGCUGGAAUUCCAUUUGAUACUCAAUGGAAUGAUUUGGAUUACAUGGACAAAAACAAUGACUUUACAUACAAUAAAGAGAAAUUUAAAGAUUUGCCUAAAUUUAUAGAAGAAAUUCAUUCAGUAGGAAUGCACUACAUUCCUUUAAUAGAUGCUGGUAUAUCCGCUUCCGAAAAAAAUGGUUCUUAUCCACCAUACGACGAGGGAAUAAAACAGGAUAUAUUCAUAAAAGACGGUAUAACGUCUAAACCUUUUGUUGGCAAAGUCUGGAAUUCAGUCUCCACGGUGUGGCCCGAUUUUACAAAUCCUGAAACGAUGGAAUAUUAUGCAAAUAUGAUGGGCAAUAUGCACGACAGUUUUGCAUAUGAUGGUGCAUGGAUUGAUAUGAAUGAACCAUCCAACUUCUAUAAUGGUCAUAAAAACGGUUGUGUGUAUAAUCAUCUGGAUUUUCCCGAAUAUUUACCCAAUGUUGUCGGAGAUUUGCUCGCUACAAAGACUUUGUGCAUGAAUGCAAAACAUUAUUUAGGAUCUCAUUAUGAUCUUCACAAUACUUAUGGAAUAAGUCAAGCGAUUUCCACAAAUUAUGCCCUCAGGAAAAUCAGACAGAAGAGACCAUUUAUAAUUUCGCGUUCGACGUGGGUAGGACACGGUCAUUAUGCUGGCCAUUGGACGGGUGACAUUUAUUCAACAUGGCAUGAUUUAAGAAUGGGCAUUCCAGCCAUUUUGACCCUCAAUUUCUAUCAAAUUCCAAUGGUGGGCGAGGACAUUUGCGGUUUUAAUGGAAACACGACUAUAGCAUUGUGCAAUCGCUGGAUGCAACUUGGUGCUUUCUAUCCAUUCUCUCGAAAUCAUAAUUCAGACGAUACAAUUGAACAGGAUCCAGUUGCAAUGGGAGACUUGGUUGUACAAUCGUCAAAGAGCGCUCUCAAAAUACGUUAUCGACUUUUACCAUAUUUAUAUACUUUAUUCUUCAGAGCACAUAGAUUCGGUGAAACAGUGGCACGUCCAUUAUUUUUUGAGUUUAUCGAUGAUCUAAAAACUUACGACAUUGAUACGCAAUUUCUUUGGGGAAGUGCGCUUAUGAUUAAUCCAGUUCUUGAAGAAAAUAAAACUAAUAUAGAUGUUUAUGUACCAUAUGGCCUAUGGUAUGAUUAUUAUAGUCUCGAUUCCUUCUUUUCCUUUGGAACAUAUCAUACAUUAUAUGCACCAAUCGAUAAAAUACCAUUAUUGAUUCGUGGAGGCUCGAUUCUUCCAGCACAGAAGCCGGGUGCAACAACCACAGAAAGCAGAGAAAAUAAUUUUGAAUUGAUAGUAUCAUUAAAUGAAGCUGGGAAUGCCAAAGGAGAACUGUAUUGGGAUGAUGGUGAUAGUAUAGAUUCCAUAAGAAAGGAGGAAUAUUUGUGGUUAUCUUUCACUGCAAACACAUCCAGCUUACUCAACAUUAAAAUGGAUGGCUCUUUUUUUAAUAAAGAGGUGAUUCUUGGGAAAGUUCAGAUUUUGGGAAUAGAGGAACAAGUGUCCCAAGUAUUUCUAAAUCAGAAUGAGAUAGGAUUUAAAUACGAGCCUUAUACAGCAAGUCUGAGUAUCAUUGACCUGCAAGUGGACAUGAGACAAUUAUUUGUAUUUUAUUGGUUUUAUGAAGAAGAAUACAGUGACAUAGAAUCUCUCUGAUUUUAAUCUCUAUAAUUUCACUAAUUUCAUAUAAAUUUUCUCGAUUAUGCACGUAAAUCUCAUAACUCUUAUAAAUACUAAUUAAUGCAACAUUUGUGAUAUAUGGUUAAAUGAAAAUAUAUUUACAUAUAAGUUUGUUAUACAUAUAUGAGUGAUAUGUAUUUUAAACGUAUAUUUUAAUAUCAUACGUAUUAAGUAUCAUACUUUGAGAUACAUUUUUUCUCUUGAAUAAAAAAAUGUGAAAACAUUUGUUACUGUUUGUGUAAUUGUGGAAUAAUACAUAAAAACCACAUUGAUUAAAGGAGACAAGUGAGUAAAGAAACAUGUUUAUUCAAAUUGUCUUCUCUCAUAUACAAUAUACAUAUAUAAAUAUGACUAUUAUUUAUGGCACUAACGAAAAACAAUGGUAUUCUAAUUUUAACUGUAAAAAUAUGAGAAGAAAGUAAUAUCGUAAUGAUAAUGUAAUUUGGUAAUUUCGUAGGAAAAUGAUGUGAACAAUAAAAUUCGCAGAGAAACAUGUAUAGAACAUGGACCACAUUA
Molecule: messenger RNA, 3962 nt
Organism: Camponotus floridanus (Florida carpenter ant)
Lineage: Eukaryota; Metazoa; Arthropoda; Insecta; Hymenoptera; Formicidae
Product: lysosomal alpha-glucosidase
Exons: 18
Coding region: 273-3422 (1049 amino acids)
Biological process (GO): carbohydrate metabolic process
Molecular function (GO): alpha-1,4-glucosidase activity; carbohydrate binding
Source: RefSeq, a predicted model, not a curated record